GAGCGGGUUGGCGGACGUGCUCGCCGGAGCCCUGGUGUGAUCUCUCCCCAUGCGGACUCUGAGUAGAGGCUGGAGAUGGCGGCGCCCAGCCGGAGGCUGGAGACGUGUCUGAAGGUGCUAGGUGUCGCCGCGGCCCAGCCGGAGCGCUUCCUCAGUGUGCAAGAUGGACUGGCUGCAGACUUCAGUUCAUUGACAAAGACUCUCUAUGAUUUGCAUAAAGCACAGGGGACAAAACUAGUGCGUGGGAGUCGUUUAAAAAAACUGGUAAUAGAAAACUUUGAUGAAGAACAGAUCUGGCAACAAAUAGAGCUACAGAAUAAUGCAGUUCUAGACUACUUCAAGAAAGCUGUUGCUAGAGAUGUUAAAGACAAAGAUCUCUACCUUUUCCCAGCCCAAGAAGAGGAUGACUUUGUGGCAGACACUAGCAGUGAUAAGGAAAUGGAACAAGAAGAUAGCAUGGAAGCAGAACCUGCCUGUAUUGAAGGUGAAAGUGAGGCUAAAGAAAAGCAAAGUAAAUCCAAAGCAAGGAAAAGGCAGCUAUGUAGUGAUGAGGAUUCAGAUGUUGACUUCGAUGUUGAUGAGCUAGAGCAACAGAUUCAAAAGUUGAAGAAGACUACCUGGAAAAAAUCAAGAGAAAAGUCCAUAGUGGAUGAUAAAUUUUUCAGCUUGGCUGAGAUGGAAGCCUUUUUGGAAGAUGUAGAAAAAGAAGAAAGCAAGAAGAAGGAGGAGGAGGAUGAUGAAGAGGAGGAAGAGGAGGAGAUUGAUUAUUUUGAAGAUAUUCCUUCUGAUGAGGAUGAAGAAGAAUCUGAAAAAGAUAAAAUCAAGUUAGUUAAAAGUUCUAGAAAUUUGAAAUAUAAAGAUUUCUUUGACCCUAUUGAUGACAAUGAUGACCUAGCUAAUGAUAGUGAAAAUGAUCAGAAUAAUGAAGGUGACACGGAAGAGGAGGAUGAAGAAGGCAUAUUUGAUGAGUUUGAGGAAAAUAAUGAAAUAGACAUAAUGGAGAAGAAUGAGAAAGCUAAAGAAGUCUCUAAAAAAGUUACUUUUAACUUACCAGAGGACAGUGAAAAAGAAGACGAUACAGAUAUACCAGAUGAGAAGAGAACUGAUCCCACUGGAAUAAAAUCUUCUUUUGAGAAAAGGCAGGAAAAGAUGCAUGAAAAAAUUAAAUCUCUAGAAAAGAAGUUGUUGGAGGAAAAACCUUGGCAGCUUACAGGAGAAGUGACUGGACAAAAACGACCUGAAAACAGCCUUUUGGAGGAAUCUUUGCUCUUUGACCAUGCAGUCAGAAUGGCUCCUGUGAUCACAGAGGAAACCACCUUUCAGCUUGAAGAUAUUAUCAAACAGAGGAUAAAAGAUCAGGCUUGGGAUGAUGUAAUACGUAAAGAAAAACCAAAAGAGGAUGCCUUUGAAUACAAGAAGCGUCUAACUCUGGAUCAUGAAAAGAGCAAAUUGAGUCUUGCUGAAAUCUAUGAGCAGGAGUAUUUGACACUCAACCAACAAAAAACUGAAGAGGAAGAAAAUCCUGAACAUGUAGAAAUUCAGAAAAUGAUGGAUUCACUCUUCCUAAAAUUGGAUGCUCUUUCCAACUUCCACUUCACACCUAAACCACCCGUGCCAGAGGUUAAAAUCGUCUCAAAUCUUCCAGCUAUAAUUAUGGAAGAAGUUGCACCACUUAGUGUUAGUGAUGCAGCUCUCCUGGCUCCAGAGGAGAUUAAGGAAAAGAGUAAAGCUGGAGAUGUGAAAACAGAUGCAGAAAAGACUACCACAGACAAAAAACGAGAACGAAGAAAGAAGAAGCUUCACAGACGUAUGAAGCUCAGGGAGAAGAAGCAGCGUCAAAAACUCCUGGAAAAAACAAAGCCAGAACAAGGCACGAAACUCAGCAAACAAGCUGUUGCAGCAAAAGUAAAAAAGCUCACCAAAGAAGGCAAAACAACUUUGCUCAAGGAUGAAGGUAAAGACAGGGCUUUGAAAUCAUCUCGAGCAUUCUUUUCUCAAUUACAAGAUCAAGUGAAAAUGCAAAUCAAAGGUGCCAAGAAAAUACAUAAGACACCGCAAGAAAUUUCUGCUCAGAAACUUAAAUUAUAAUACAUUUUAUACAUGCUGUACUUUGUAUAUAUUAAAGUAAAUGUUUCUAAUUUGUUAACAUUG
Chelonoidis abingdonii (Abingdon island giant tortoise) is the source of this 2151-nucleotide messenger RNA. RefSeq names its product M-phase phosphoprotein 10 (gene MPHOSPH10). Gene Ontology annotation, biological process: rRNA processing. The record is from RefSeq and is a predicted model, not a curated record. Lineage: Eukaryota; Metazoa; Chordata; Testudines; Testudinidae. Gene Ontology annotation, cellular component: nucleus; small-subunit processome; Mpp10 complex.